Messenger RNA from Misgurnus anguillicaudatus (oriental weatherfish), 3321 nucleotides. It is a transcript of the gene pkp1a, whose product is annotated as plakophilin 1a. The record is from RefSeq and is a predicted model, not a curated record. Gene Ontology annotation, biological process: cell-cell adhesion. Lineage: Eukaryota; Metazoa; Chordata; Actinopteri; Cypriniformes; Cobitidae. Gene Ontology annotation, cellular component: adherens junction; plasma membrane; cytoplasm. Gene Ontology annotation, molecular function: protein binding.
UAACUGACAGGUUAAAAAGUGAAUGGAGGCCUGCGAUUGGUCGGCAGUGCGACACCUUCGGUGGGCGUGACCUGGGUGUGGCUCGCCACAGAAGUGCGAAAAAUCCGCAGGACCGCUUCCAGAGUGAAGACGUGCAGAAGAUAGCGAGACGGAUUUGGGUGAACAUCAGCGAAGAUGGCGGACCCGCUUCGUUCGGCCAGGAGCACCAGCGCGACGGAGGACACGUCUCUUGUCCUCCCGUCCGACAAGAACAAUUUCACCGGGAAGCAGCGAGUCAUGCAGCAGGUGAACAGCAUCAAGAGAAGCAAGUCAAAAAUAGUCAGAAAUGACACGGGGCAGUCACCAACAUCUCCAUCAUCUGCGACGGAAUAUAGUGAGCCAAAAUUCCAGUUUUCCCCGACAAAAAUGAAUGGCUCUCUCUUCAGAAAGAGCUCGGCCAACAUGAGCAGACGCCAGAGCAGAAUGAAUGGCCAUAGCGAAUCUGUGCGCAAAACCGUGAGAAGACAGAUUCAGAGCACCAGCCAGUUUGAAUCUCAAAUGCAGAUGCAGACAGCAUUCAAUGGCAUAAAGCCCAGUGGCAGCGAUCCCACCUUAAAUCACGCCGCCACCGUAAUGAGGGGCAACCUAUCACGUGCCGCAACCUAUCAUGUGAAAUCUGCCAGCUCAUCACAGUCGAUGACGAAACCCAGGAGCAAAUCAGAAGCGUUGAGUACAAAUGAUCUCACAGCAGCUUUUGCUGGCAUGACUCUGAAGGAAGCGGUGGAGUGCCUCAAACACUCAGACGACAUAUAUCAGCUGCGUGGAGCAUCAUUCAUACAGCAUCACACCUUUGCAGAGGACAGUGCCAAAAAUGAGGUUUGGCUGUUGGGAGGGAUUCCUGCUCUCAUUCAGCUUUUGAAAAUUGACAAUACUCAGCUGCAACAGACGGCAGCUGCUGCACUACGUAACGUGGUCUUUAAAGACAUGAGGAACAAGCGCCAGGUGGAGAGUUGUGGAGGAUUAGAAGUCAUUAGGAAUGUGCUUGCAUCCAGUAACGACACGGAAACCCAGAAACACAUCACUGGUUUGUUGUGGAAUCUUUCCUCGGCUGAUAUUUUGAAGCCAGAGCUCAUCAAAACUGUCCUGCCCCAGCUCACAGAAAGCAUUGUGGUCCCAUACAGCGGGUGGCCUGUCAGCAGCACCGACAGCACUGACAAGCAUAUCGAACCUGAGGUCUUCGACAACACCACCGGCUGUAUAAGAAACCUUAGCUGUGCAGAUAUAGAAGGAAGGAUAUCGAUGAGAGACUGCCCAGGCCUGAUCGACUCUCUUAUGACAUACGUUCAGUCCCAGGUGGAAAGAUACCAGCACGACGACAAGACGGUGGAAAACUGUGUCUGUGUACUUCAUAACUUAAGCUACCAGCUGGAGAGGGAGGCUCCGGAGUCUUUUUCUAUCCCAGAUGAAUCCCCAAAAGACACAAGCAAACAGGGCUUAUUCAACCCCAAGAACUCCAAGAUUCAAAAGGACAUUUCAUUUCCAUCAAUGGAUAAGAAGAAGCCUAAGGGUGUGAGUUGGCUGUACCAUAUAAAGUCCCUGCAACUGUAUUUGACUCUGCUGAGCUCCAGUACGAAUGUAGCCACACUGGAGGCGUGCUGUGGAGCUCUACAAAACCUCACUGCUUCCAAAAACACUGUGUCCACUCUGAUGAGUAAGACCAUUGUUGAAAAGUUGAAUGGCUUGCCUUCCAUCUCUCCACUGCUAAAUUCGCCAAACCCCAGCCUGCAGAGGACGGCAAUGUCCUUGGUGGGAAACAUGUCCCGGGUGACAGAACUGCGCGGUGCUUUGGCCAAGGAAGUUCUCCCACACCUCACAUCGCUCCUCUUAUCUGUGGACUCCAAAAUGGCCGGUUCUGACUCCACCAUCAGCUCAGCGUGUCGUGUGAUGCACACACUCAUGUUGUCCAAGGCCGAGCUCAGCAAAAAGGUGCUUAGCAGAGAUCUGAUAGACUCUCUGACACAGCUGAGUAGAAACAUGGUAUUCACAGAUGGAAGAAGAGCCGCCGGUGCUCUUCUGUACACUAUGUGGGGCAAAAAAGACAUUCGCAGUAUCUUAAAAAAGCAAGGGAUGAACAAGGACACGUUUAUAAACGACGUCACGGCUGCAUCGUACAAAAUAGUAACAAGCAGUCUUCCCCGCUGAUCGACAUGUUGUUUUGCAGAUAUGGUCUCUGUGAAGCCACAAAGAGAACAGCAGUUUGGAUUGCCUACAUAUACUGUUGGGUAUAUUUGCUUCUUGCUAGCAAAAUCCUUUUAGUGCCUAAUGUGCACGUUUACCAUGGGAAACAGUUUGUACACUUUGGCCUGCCAAACUUGCACUACUGGUCUUGCAGAAUAGUAAUUCCUGUCAUCUUUUUGUAUUGCUUUUCUACGCUGUUAUUUAGCAAUAUUGAAACUUUCUCGAAUGCCUAAUAUUAAGAUACAUGCUGAUUCAUGAGUGUUUCUUAAUGCCGUAUGGCCUGUGUGGUUGUCAGUAUCUAAAUGUCCCUUCGUGUAACGGUGUUUGAGCACUUGAGCGUUUGAAAAAUGUAAAUGUUAGGGCUGCAACUAACGAUUAUUUUAUAAUCAAUUAAUUUGCCGAUUUUUUUUUUUUUCGAUUAAUCGACUAAUCGGAUAAAAACAAAAAUGUUAGGGCUGCAACUAACGAUUAUUUUAUAAUCAAUUAAUUGGCCGAUUAUUAUUAUUAUUUUAUUUUUUUUCGAUUAAUCGACUAAUCGGAUAAAAACAAAAAUGUUAGGGCUGCAACUAACGAUUAUUUUAUAAUCGAUUAAUCGGUUGAUUAUUUUUUCGAUUAAUCGACUAAUCGGGUAGAAACAUAAAUAUUACUCAAUUACAUUUUUCAAUUUUCAUUAUAGCUAAAUAAAGCACUAAAUUAGGGUAUUCAUGUGUAGAAGUGUACUUUUAAAAGUGCAUAGUCACAAUUUUUAUAAUCGAUUAAUCACCCGAUUAUUUUUUAUUAAUCGACUAAUCGGAUAAAAACCAUAAAGGGCUGUAAAUAACGAUUAUUUUAUAAUCGUUAAUCGGACGAUAAUUUUUUCUAUUAAUCAACUAAUCGGAUAAAAACCAUAAAGGGCUGCAAAUAAUGAUUAUUUUAUAAUCGUUAAUCGGUUGAUUAUUUUUUGCACUUAAUCGACUAAUCGGAUAAAAACAUAAGUAUUACUCAAUUACAUUUUUUAAUUCUCAUUUUAGCUAAAUAAGACACUAAAUUAGGGUAUUCGUGUGUAGAAAGUGUACUUUAAAAAGUGCAAAAGCCACACACUACUACACAGUUCGCCCUCUAUGA